AUGCCGCUGAGGCCCUUCAGCUGCCCGCGGCCGGAGACGCGGUUCCUGCGGGCGGGGAGGCUGCUGUACAAGUUCAAGCUGCGCUAUGGCUGCUCCAGCAGUGCUGCGGAUCUUGACCUCCCUGAGAGUGCUGCCCAGGAGCUGGAGGAAGCCAUCAGAGUCAUCCUUGGCAACCUCCAUGGGCUGCAGCCCUUCUCCACUGAGCACUUCACUGUCUUCCCCUAUCUGAGCAGGUGGGAGAGAGUGUCCAGGAUGAGGUUCAGGCAUGAGAAUGUGCAGCUGGUGCCCUACCCUUACACCUGCACCAUGUACCUGGAGCUCAACUCCCAGCACAAGCUCUCUGCUGGUAAGUCCUCAGCUUUCCUUUGGAGGGUCAAGAGAAGAAAGGAACUGUUGGGAAGCCCUGCAGUGGGAGUGGUGGUGAAGAGGAGAAGAGUUGAAGGUGGAGCAGAGGCCUCCUGCCCACAGCUGGGUCUGGAGAGGGCUGGAGCUGAGUGUCUUCACCACAGGAGCAGAGCAAAGCAUGGACUGGAGGUGAAUGCCUCCAGGGAAGAGCCUGACCUGAAGCCAAGAUCCCCUGCUGAGGGCUGCAGCCAGGGCAGGUGCUGGGGACCUGCAGGGUCUGACCUGGACCAAAGCCCAGGAGCUGGCCAGGCUGAGGGUGCAGGGCAGCUCCCCCAGCAGAGGAACCAAGUGGUGACCAAAGGGAACCUGGAGCCAGCAGGAGAAGGUCUCUCAAAGUUCUGGAGAAGCAGGAUCUUCUCACCACUGCAGCAGCUCUUCGGUGGCCACAACUGAGCCUGGAUGUCCUCUGCUGGCUUGGAG
Dryobates pubescens (Downy woodpecker) is the source of this 825-nucleotide messenger RNA. RefSeq names its product membrane anchored junction protein (gene MAJIN). The transcript has 9 exons. Gene Ontology annotation, molecular function: DNA binding. The coding region runs from base 1 to 798 and encodes 265 amino acids. The record is from RefSeq and is a predicted model, not a curated record. Gene Ontology annotation, cellular component: nuclear inner membrane. Lineage: Eukaryota; Metazoa; Chordata; Aves; Piciformes; Picidae. Gene Ontology annotation, biological process: homologous chromosome pairing at meiosis; meiotic attachment of telomere to nuclear envelope.